AUGCCUACGUUUGAUGAAAUCUUCUCAGUUUUAAAGGAAUUCUUACCUCUGAUCACUGCAGGAGGAGUCGCUGCUUUAGCUGCUGGUUUGAUACCUCGUAUUAGCCCUGGUAGAGCAGUCUGGAUUGCGCUGCGUUCUCGUUUCGCUUUCAAGCCAGUACCAGAGUCGAUUCGCUUUGAAGAAGCCAAACUACUCAAAAGUAGACUAGCCGACAAGGAUUUUGGUCAAGGCUACUUGGUUGUAAUUGGCGAAAAGGGUGUUGGAAAGUCAUGUUUGCUCAGUACAGUCACCAGCAAGAUGCCAGGUGUGAUUACUGUGGAAGCUCAACCAUCGGACAACGAAAACACCAUCAUCAAGAACACACUACAACAAUUGACAAAUCCCCUGUUCAAAUCUAUGAAUCCACUCGAAAUGGCACCACGAGUAAUAUUCUGGUACCGCUUCUUCACCCUUGGACGCUCUCCUAUUGUUAUCAUCAACGCUGCUGAACGAAGGGUUGGUCAAGAAUAUGCUGGUCUUGCAGGCGCUGUUCGAACUUUGGUUGACAAUUACAAGCUCCGUGUGGUUGUUGAUGGUUCGCCAAACUCUCUUGAUGAAACGCUUUUGCGAACGAAACGUCAAAGUGUAUUUGAUAUCAAGCCAAUGACAAAGGAAAUGAUUUGGCAGCUUGAACAACUCCAAGAUUUGUUCAAAUAUGUCAAAGAAGCUGGUUGUGAUGACACUGUCUUUGCUGUGCUUGGUGGGAUUCCCGCUGAAUACGAAGGACUUUGGGAGAAUGUCAAGACUGAUCUACAGGAUGGCCAAGAUGCAAGAGAAGCCAUUGGUACUCACUUGUGUGCUGAGAUCUCUGCUGCAAUCAAACUUGUCAUGGAUGCUCAGGAUAUGGACGAAAUUAUCAAGUUACUUGACAAGGACAGCAAUAUCAUACCCAGUCAUCUUUUGAAAGACAAGAAAUUGAAAAGACCCAUUUCUGACAAGAUCUUUCAUGAAGUAAAGCAAGAUCGUGUCUUUGUUCUCAUUCCUGCUUCCAAUACAAUUGGCAUUGUGCUCCAGCACAGUCUUAGAAAGGAACCCACAUUGAGUGAACUCGAAGAGUUGCUCAAGACUAGGAUGUGA
Messenger RNA from Batrachochytrium dendrobatidis JAM81, 1116 nucleotides. RefSeq lists its product as uncharacterized. NCBI's taxonomy places the organism in Eukaryota, Fungi, Chytridiomycota, Chytridiomycetes, Rhizophydiales. The transcript has a single exon. The record is from RefSeq and is a predicted model, not a curated record. The coding region runs from base 1 to 1116 and encodes 371 amino acids. Gene Ontology annotation, molecular function: ATP hydrolysis activity.